AGAGGCUUUGUCUUGUAGCCGAAAGCAAUAUAAUUUCUGCAGAUUACUCUCACGAACAAAUGUCGCAAAUGUCGAUGUCUCAACUGUUAGGUUUACUCAGAGUUCAUAUCCACAGAGGCGUUAAUCUAGCAAUUCGAGAUCUGCGUAGCAGCGAUCCUUACGUGAUCAUCCGGAUGGGAAAACAGAAACUGAAGACUCGAGUGGUGAAGAAAAACCUAAAUCCUGUGUGGGAUGAAGAUCUAACACUAUCAAUUGUAGAGCCUCUUCCGGUUAAACUCGAGGUGUAUGACUGGGAUAUACUUUCACCUGAUGAUAAAAUGGGAGAUGCAGAGUUUGAUUUCGCUCCGUUUCUGGAAGCAGUCAGGAUGAAUUUUGAAGAUAUCCCGAACGAUACGAUCAUCACAACUGUGAAGCCGACGAGGACCAAUUGUUUAGCGGAGGAAAGCUACAUAACAUGGACAAAUGGAAGAGUUGUGCAAAACAUGGUUCUUAGAUUAAGAAAUGUUGAAUGUGGUGAAAUUGAAAUAAAGUUAAGUUGGAUAAAUGUUCCUGGUUGUAGAGAUAUGUAGUUAAUUAGUUCGAUUUGCACCCAUGGUUUCUGGAGGUGUGUGCUUGUAGAUUCGAACCAUGUGCUUGUAAUUUGUAAUGCUUGAAUGGUGUUUUAGGUUUAUUAGUCUAAAUCCUUAUUGUUGGGAAGGAAUGUUUGUUUUGUUUUUAGCUUAGUGGUUGAAUCUUGUAUAAAAUGCAAUCUAAAUAAAAUAUUUGGUUGCUAAAGAAA
Helianthus annuus (common sunflower) is the source of this 778-nucleotide messenger RNA. RefSeq names its product protein C2-DOMAIN ABA-RELATED 4. The transcript is spliced from 4 exons. NCBI's taxonomy places the organism in Eukaryota, Viridiplantae, Streptophyta, Magnoliopsida, Asterales, Asteraceae. Bases 60 to 569 code for a protein of 169 amino acids. The record is from RefSeq and is a predicted model, not a curated record.